AUGUCGGCCACUACAACGCGCGUGUCCUUCGUUCGCAUUCUUCACUCCUCAAUUGGGUUUGAUCGCUUGAUCACAGUGUCUCCCAUACCCCUGCCACGAUUGACCCUUGCUUUAGAAUUUCAGAAUUCAGAUGCAUUUGAAGAAGCUAGCUACUUAGUUCAGUCCCCCACCACUCGGUAA
Sphenostylis stenocarpa is the source of this 180-nucleotide messenger RNA. The record is from the annotation of a GenBank genome assembly. Lineage: Eukaryota; Viridiplantae; Streptophyta; Magnoliopsida; Fabales; Fabaceae.